Messenger RNA from Chaetomium fimeti, 777 nucleotides. Its product is annotated as serine hydrolase FSH. The record is from RefSeq and is a predicted model, not a curated record. The transcript has 2 exons. Gene Ontology annotation, cellular component: cytoplasm; nucleus. Gene Ontology annotation, molecular function: hydrolase activity. The coding region runs from base 1 to 777 and encodes 258 amino acids. Gene Ontology annotation, biological process: secondary metabolic process. NCBI's taxonomy places the organism in Eukaryota, Fungi, Ascomycota, Sordariomycetes, Sordariales, Chaetomiaceae.
AUGGAUGCCCGGCCCGUGACAAACGCGCCCACAAUCCCAAAGGAUACUCCCAAAAAGAAGUUCCGCAUCUUGAUGCUCCACGGCUACACACAAAGUGGUCAGCUUUUUGCCCUCAAGACCGCCGCGCUCUACAAAGCGUUUGCCAAGGCCUUCAAGCCCUUAGGCCUCGAGGUUGUGCUGAUCUACCCGACGGGGCCCAUCAGCAUCGACCCCAGUCUCGAGCAGUACGCCUGGUACCGCAAGAACGACCACACCGGUGAGUACGAGGGCCUGGACAAAGGCAUGGACCACAUCGCCGAGGUGUUCCGGGAAGCACGGAGGGAGACGCGCGAGGAGGAAGGUAAUGAGGACGGCGGGGUCGAUUGCGUGCUCGGCUUCAGCCAGGGCGCGUCCAUGGCGGCGAUGCUGGCCGCUGCCCUCGAGAGCGGGCGAAAACCGCCAGCCGCCGCCGAACCCAAGCACCAGGGCUGGCUGGAUAACGUGCGCGAGGCCAACGGCCACCGCCCGCUCAAGCUUGCCGUCCUGUACGGCGGCUUCGUCGCCGCGCCGCCCGAGUUGGAGUGGCUGUACAACCCCGAGAUUGUCACGCCCACCUUCCAUGUCAUAGGAAGCCUAGACACGAUCGUGGUCGAGGAGAUAUCCCGGAAGCUGGCCGCGAAGUGCAAGGACGCCCAAACCAUGAUGCAUCCCGGUGGGCACUACGUGCCCGUCGGCAAGUGGUUCAUGCCGGUGUUGCAGUUCAUCUUGACCGUAGGGUCUCCGAAAGCCACUCUUUGA